CAUCAGCGCUAUGUCCUUAAUAUCAGGCUGCAGGGUAUACGCAGGGACAGCCUCACCAGACCGAAUAGCAGCCAUUUAUUUUUGGUUCAUGACAUUCACAGUUGCCCUUCUGAAGUUAACGGGCGGCGUUCCUCGUGGGUCUUUCUGCCGGGACACGGGCAACAGCAACAGUUUGAACAUUUUCGGUCUCUGCACUUUGUUUGCGAAUACUUAUUGUAAAUAUUCUGGCUUAGCGAUGGAAAAGUAGCAACUGGCUAUUUGGAGUAGCUGUCACUGUCUUGUUUCCUGGAGAAGAGCCAGUCACCUGAAAGAAUUCAAGUUCCCCACACCUGCGGUCUACAACAGGACAGGACAUCCACGAUGACCAAAGACGAGGAUAUACCAGACUGGGCGGGAGCUCAGGAGUUCUAUGACAAAUAUGAACCCAAGGAGAUCCUGGGAAGGGGAGUGAGUAGUGUUGUGCGUCGCUGCAUUGACAAACGCAGCAGCCAGGAUUACGCGGUGAAGAUCAUCGACAUCACCCCCUCCGAUAAGAUAUCGGCCACUGAGAUCGAAGAGAUCCGGGACUCGACAGAAAAGGAGAUCGACAUCCUGAAGAAAGUCUACGGGCAAGAAAACAUAAUCCAGAUGAGGGACUAUUACGAGACCAAGGCCUUCUAUUUCCUGGUGUUUGACUUAAUGAAAAAAGGUGAACUCUUUGACUACCUCACUGAAAAAGUCACCCUGAGUGAGAAAGAAACAAGAAAGAUUAUGCGUGCCUUGCUGGAGGUGGUCCAGUUUCUCCACUCCCAGAACAUUGUCCACAGGGACCUGAAGCCAGAGAACAUCCUGUUGGAUGAUGACAUGAACAUCAAGCUCACAGACUUUGGCUUCGCUGUGCAGACCGAUCAAAGGUUAAAAGAGGUGUGCGGAACCCCAGGUUAUCUUGCUCCUGAGAUCAUUGAGUGCUCCAUGGAUCCCAACCACGCUGGUUACACGACUGCAGUCGACAUCUGGAGCUCUGGGGUGAUCAUGUACACGCUGCUGGCGGGCUCUCCGCCCUUCUGGCACCGCAAGCAGAUGCUGAUGCUGCGCAUGAUCCUGGCCGGAAACUACCAGUUCGGCUCUCCAGAGUGGGACGACCGCUCCGACACCGUCAAAGACCUGAUCUCUCGAAUGCUGGUGGUGAACCCUGCAGAACGAUAUACAGCCACCGAUGCCCUGAACCAUCCCUUCUUCCAGCAGUACGUGGUGGCAGAGGUUCGCCACUUCAGCCCGCUAAGGAAGUUCAAGGUCAUAUGCAUGACUGUGCUCGCUACUAUGCGAAUCUACUGCAACUAUCGUCGGGCCAAGCCUGUGACCAAGGAGGUAAUACAGAGCGACCCGUAUGCCAUCAAGCCUCUCCGCAAGCUCAUCGACGCCUGUGCCUUCAAGAUCUACGGGCACUGGGUCAAGAAGGGCCAGACCCAGAACAGAGCCGCCCUGUUCGAGAACACGCCCAAGACCAUCUUGCUGUCCAUUGCGACAGAACAAACCGCCACCAUCCAAACGUGGUAACAUCCAUAGACGUGUCUCAGAUCAGAUGUACUGUAUAUAUGUAUAUAUACAUAUACUGUAUAUGCAUAUAUAAGUCUAUGGUAACAUCCACUUAAAGCAUCGGACCCAAGAAGCACUGAAGAAAGAAACUUAAGAAGGAAUCUUAAGGAAGAGUUACCGCAUCGCCACAUAAACACUAAAUCAUCAGCCUUAUUUGAUUUUAAAUUUCUGAAAUUGGAGACUAAGGAAAUAACAGGGGACACUGGAGGUAGAAUGCACUUCAACUGGUGAGUGAAAAAGUAAUAAGAGCUAUGUGUCACUCCUUACUUGGAUAUGAAACCCCUUAUGGUGUGAAUGUGUACUUGAAGUACACACUUUCAUCAUAAAUGUGAAUCAUAUGUCAUUGUGCAUUUAGCCAGUAUAGGAUGUUGCAUGCUACUCUAAACUUGUGCAACCUAUCCUGUGUAUAAAUGUAAUAACUUACCUGUUCUGGGUAUGAAAGGUAUUUUUUUGUUAAUAUUAACAUCAGUAAAUGUGUGUGUCCUCACAUGUUGUCUAAGAUAAAUUUGGGUGGGAGAAUUCGGCAAUCUGACCAGGCCGUGAAUGGUGCAAUGGAAUCAAAUGUGCCACUGGUCACUAAAAGAAAAGCUUGUUUAAAAGGUUAUGAGCGCACGGCUCUUCUUUAUACGUCGUUACAUGGACAGGAUGUCCACUGAAAGUUUUCAUUAUUCAUUGCUUGUGAACUCUACUAAAAGGGAAUACCAUCUAGUUUACUGUUGGACAUUGUGACUAAUGCACUCCAUUAGAGA
Molecule: messenger RNA, 2324 nt
Organism: Engraulis encrasicolus (European anchovy)
Lineage: Eukaryota; Metazoa; Chordata; Actinopteri; Clupeiformes; Engraulidae
Product: phosphorylase b kinase gamma catalytic chain, skeletal muscle/heart isoform-like
Exons: 10
Coding region: 361-1536 (391 amino acids)
Biological process (GO): protein phosphorylation; glycogen biosynthetic process
Cellular component (GO): phosphorylase kinase complex
Molecular function (GO): phosphorylase kinase activity; calmodulin binding; ATP binding
Source: RefSeq, a predicted model, not a curated record